GCCGAGCGCGAGCGGGACGAGACCGCGGAGCGGCUGCGCAGCGCCAAACGCGGCAUGGGCGGUUUGGAGACGUCCUUGAGGUAUGCGAGGGCCCGCUACGAGUCCUCCCUGACGGAAGAACGAACCGGCGAGGAUCGCGUCUCGAAGGCGACCGGCUCUGUCACGCGUCUGGAGAAUGUGUUGGCAAUGGAGAAGCGAAAGCUUGAGGAGGCUUUCGUCCUCAGCCAGGAACGCCUCCAGGGUCAGAUCAAGGAGGCCGAGGCCGCCCGGAAGGAGUGCAAGUCCCGCUUGGAAGAGCAGGACCCCCCCUGGAAGGCCGCCUCCACAACCACCGCGGUCCAGGUGUCCGUGCUCACAUUUGCGUAA
Messenger RNA from Prorocentrum cordatum, 366 nucleotides. The record is from the annotation of a GenBank genome assembly. Lineage: Eukaryota; Dinophyceae; Prorocentrales; Prorocentraceae.